AGAAAGGAGAAGUCGAGAAGAACAAGAGCUGCACACUUUUGACAAAAGCCAAGUGGCUGACCAGCCUGCAAAUGGACAGAACUAUGCCACGUGGCGUCACGACAAGCCUCAAGACCAUUCUCCGCCACCACCACCACCACUCCUCCUCCUCCUCUGCGUCUGCAUUCUCUCCAUUCCCACUUCUUCUUCAUCACUAUUACUCUCUCUCAUCAUCCACAACCCUUCUUCUCUCAUCCCUCAAUUCCGACAUGCAAAACAAAUACCCACAAGAGAGCGGGGAGGCUGUAGAGGAUCAUACCAGGAAAGGGUACAACACGGAAGCUUGUGAGUACAAACAGCCAAAACGUGUAUCAGAUCAUAUCAUCCCUCAUAUUCUCAACCUUUAUGCAUCACGGGCAACACCUCAAGAUUUUGAAAUGUACGCGCCACACGCAACCUUUGAAGAUCCGCUAAUGUGUGCGCAUGGGGUAAACCAGAUUAAGUCAGCAUUCUAUUCGCUUGCCAAGGUCUUUAGUGAAUCAAGAAUCGUGAGCUACAGUAUCGAAGAAAAUGUAAUUUCACCAGGGAAGGCGGAGAUACUGAUAGACAACAAACAAUACUACAAGUUCCUGGGAAGGGAUAUAGACUUGACAUCACUCAUCAAACUGUACACCGAGGAUGGAAAGAUUGUUCGUCAUGAAGAUCGGUGGGACAAGAAACCUUUAUGGAAUAGAGAGACGGUAAAGGCACCGUUGGUCGGGCACAUCAUCGAGGCGAGUAAACGGGCGUCCAUGUUUGCGACCCAUGCUUUGAUGAGGUUUGGAAAGGACCCAACUACAUAAACUAUGCAAACUCCCUUCACCCUUGAACUAGUGUUGUUUGUUUCUAGGCCUUAUCAUAAUCUUCUAUAGUUUUGUGAUAUGUUGAAUGAAGUAUGUGAGAGUAGCCCCUCGGGGUGUACACAGUUGUCGGGCAGAGCUACUUUGGUUGUGGUGUAACCUUAGGGUUGCAUUUUAAGGACAUUCAAGUAUCGAUGUAGCAAAUUUAGUCUAUUAUGUUUUAGAUUUUGUGUAAUUUUAUUCUAUUGUCCAUCGGAAAACUCUAUUUUUCGUUGGAACUUGAUCA
Molecule: messenger RNA, 1104 nt
Organism: Sesamum indicum (sesame)
Lineage: Eukaryota; Viridiplantae; Streptophyta; Magnoliopsida; Lamiales; Pedaliaceae
Product: Nuclear transport factor 2 (NTF2) family protein
Source: RefSeq, a predicted model, not a curated record